UCCGGUAUGGUCGUGCUUCAUAGAUCUUCUUUAUAAAAGUAAACAGACUAGGAUCGUCAAGGUCUGCGCCUGCAGUCAAACGAAUCUAAACCUUGUUGGUUAUAUGAAAACCAGGAAGCUUAUGAAAUACAUACAUGUACAUGUAGGCAGAAAUGGACAGUCUGCAGGAACAAUUCUCCGAGUUUGGAACAAAAUUACGACAGACAGAUUUUGUUCUAGAGGAGGGAUACACCUUUAUUAACCACGGAUAUGUAGGCGCUGUUCCAAAGACAGUGAUUGCAGCAGAACAAAGAUUCAAAGAUGAGACAAGGAGACAGCCUGCAAAUUACUUUCUUAGGAAGCAGCUAUCAACAUGGAUAAAGGGUCGGGACUCCGUGGCGGAUUUUCUAAACGCUGAUCCAAAAGACGUUGUCCUUGUUCCGAAUGUCACAACAGGCAUCAGUUCCAUUUUGAUGUCUAUUCCUUUCAAGACAGCGGACACCAUCCUUCUCACCAACCAGGCAUAUCCAUGCAUAAACAACGCAUGCUCCCAGACCUUACAUCAUAAUAAAGGUGUAAAAACCAAAGUGGUCAACAUUGACGUACCUAUCCAGGAUAAUGCUCAAGUCGUCAACCUUUACCAGGAGGCGCUGGACAAUGAUCCGAGCGUCCGAGUUGUUGUCAUGGAAUACAUUCCCUGCCCUUGUACAGUGCAGCUUCCGGUUGAAGAAAUCAUACAGCUUUGUCAGAAGCGCAACGUUAUAACCGUCAUCGAUGGUGCGCAUGCUCCUGGGCAUAUUCAGCUCAAUCUAGACAAAAUGGAAGCUGAUUUCUUCACAGCAAAUUUCUAUAAAUGGAUGUUUGUGCCAUGGGGAUGUGGCUUCGUGUGGAAAAAUAAGAAGGUUACUUUCCCACUGCGAUGCCUCACUAGUUCGUCUCCGAAUGACGACAUGGUGUCGCAAUUUUGUUUACAAGGCUUCAAGGAGGACAGUUCCAUCAGCACCCUACCUACUGCCGUGGAGUACAUACAGAUUAAAGGGGGACUGGAACGAAUAUCGGCAUACAACACCAGACUUCUACAGAUGGCGUCAGACCAUCUGAUAUCGUUGUGGAAUACGAGUAAGUUACCGAUCCCAUCCUCCAUGGAGCCGCCAUUCCUGAGGAUGAUCCGUCUCCCAGAAGUCCCCGGCUUCGGUACCUCACAGGAAGAUGCUAACUCCCUGAUGGAUCUCAUGUACGACAAUUACCACAUAGAUGUUAGUCUGAAGUCCGUGAACAAUCAGCUGUACGUCCGUUUGUCUGUCCAGAUAUACAACUGUUUAGAUGAUUAUAAGAAGUUCGGGGAGGCAGUUAUGUCGUUGGCGGAAAAAGGGAAAAUCCGAAACUCGGAAUGCUGACAUUAUUGCAUAGCCUGAUUUU
Molecule: messenger RNA, 1398 nt
Organism: Mizuhopecten yessoensis (Yesso scallop)
Lineage: Eukaryota; Metazoa; Mollusca; Bivalvia; Pectinida; Pectinidae
Product: L-cysteine desulfhydrase-like
Exons: 8
Coding region: 153-1376 (407 amino acids)
Source: RefSeq, a predicted model, not a curated record